Triplophysa dalaica is the source of this 2166-nucleotide messenger RNA. RefSeq names its product glycerophosphodiester phosphodiesterase 1 (gene gde1). The record is from RefSeq and is a predicted model, not a curated record. Gene Ontology annotation, molecular function: phosphoric diester hydrolase activity. The transcript has 6 exons. NCBI's taxonomy places the organism in Eukaryota, Metazoa, Chordata, Actinopteri, Cypriniformes, Nemacheilidae. Gene Ontology annotation, biological process: lipid metabolic process. The coding region runs from base 305 to 1306 and encodes 333 amino acids.
GCUUCUCCCUUCAGCAAACAGGAAUGGCUAUGCUUCUGUAGUCAAACAUAAUUAUAUCUUUAUAUUAUAUUAUAUCUUAUAUCUUGCCUGAUGAAAAGUCAUUCAUAAAUCCUCUUAUAGCUGUGUUACAAUGAAUGACUCGAACCUAACAUAUGACAACAGUCUUCCAACGUUGAUCAAUGCAGAUGACAGCCGACCGCAGAGUCUCGUAUCGAACGCGUAGUUUCUCUAAGUUUAUUGAUCACCGGUCGAUUGGUUGACCGUAAAAGCGACUGGUUUUGUGUUCUCUGUCAUUGGUCUAAUCAUGCUUCAGAUAGGAGAUGGUCUCACACUGUUCUCUGUCGUCUUUGUCGUGGUUCUACUGGGAACCAGAAGCGCCGUAUGGUCCACGGUGCUCACGACCUCGCUCUACUUCUUCCUGGUAAUGUUCCGGUUCCCACAGGUCCCGUCCAGCAGGGCCAGACAAGUGUUGCGGCCCGAGAAUAGAGUCACCCCGAGCGGCGUGUCAGCGGUUGCGCACCGCGGCGGUGGACACGACGCCCCCGAGAACACCAUAGCUUCUAUACGAGCGGCCAGUGAGAAUGGAGCCACAGGUGUGGAGCUGGAUCUGGAGUUCUCGGCUGAUGGUGUUCCUAUUCUGAUGCACGAUGACACCGUGGAUCGGACCACAAAUGGAUCGGGUCCACUCAGUAAAAUGCUCUUCUCUGAACUCUGUAAAUUAGAUGCUGCAGCCAAACACAGAUUCAGUGACCGUUUCCGGGGUGAGAAGAUUCCUAAGCUGCAGGAGGCUGUAGAAGAAUGCAUCAAACACCAGCUGACCAUUUACUUUGAUGUCAAAGGUCAUCCGGAUGAGUCGGCUGCAGCCCUGAAGGAGCUGUUUCGAAAAUAUCCUGUGCUCUACAACACAAGUAUCGUCUGCUCUUUUGAACCGAAAGUCAUCUAUAGGAUGAGGCAGGCCGAUGCUGACGUGGUGACAGCAUUGACCCAUCGGCCGUGGAGCCUCAGUCAGUUGGGCGACGGGACCCCACGGUUCUCAUCCUUAUGGAAACACCACUGGAUGCAGGCUCUGGACGUGCUCCUCGACUGGGCCCAUCAUCAUCUGCUGUGGAACUUGUGUGGAGUCUCUGCGUUCCUGGUGCAGAAAAACUUUAUCUCUCAGGACUAUGUGAAGUACUGGACUGACCGAGGGGUAGAGGUGGUGGCCUGGACUGUGAACACGGCAGUGGAGAAACAAUAUUACCAGCAGCUCCUAAAGAUCAACUACAUCACUGACAGUCUGGUAGAAGAUUGUGAACCUCAUUACUGAAAAUAUGAAUGUACUUUUUCAGGUCCUACAAUAGUGGUUGUGUUUUAGCUUUUGUUUAAACUUGCCUGAAUGGAAUUAGUCAUGAGACACUUGGUAAAUUUGUACUAUUCCAAAAUAAGUUUUAAUGAGAAACCAUUCAGAGAACUAUAUUGAAUGGAAUACGAAGGAGAAUACUUCCAGAACAUUGUAGUUGUACGAUUGUUUAAAUAUUUUUGCAAAAGCGUGAUCUUGAUAUAUAGUCUAGGCAUUUCUUAACUCCAAAUAUCAUAGAAUGGACAUAUAUUGACAUGCAUAAAUGAAAUGAAUUUAUUAAGGCACGUUAUAAUUUAUGACAAGUGUAAUUUUACAGGGUAACAAAGUGCUUUCUUUAUCUGCAAUUUCCAAAAGGGGAGAUGUAAAUAUCAUUAUUGGAUUUAAUGUACUGUACACACCCACUCAGGGGAACCAUUUAUGAAUAUGUGCUAUUGCAUCAUUAAAUAGCUAUUCUUUUCAAGGCAUUUUGGGGAACAUGAAGGAAGCCCUGGUUGUCUUUUAUAGUUUGGGAGAAACAGCAUAGGAAAGUGCUGAUGAGCUUCAGAUACUGUAAAUGUAUGGCUUUCCUUUAAUUUCAUUCAUGAGAUAUCAUUUGAAUGUGCUAAUUUCAUGCUUAGAAGUCUGUAUUUGAAUAAUAAGAGGUUACAUUCAAAAGUAUGUGCAGAGUUAAAUGAUGUGUUUAUAGCAAGUUUUAAAGCAAUAACACUGUAGGUUCAUCCUGACCUGAGGUCAGUUCUCAGGCAGCUACCUGUUCAUAAUUUUAUGUAGGACACAUACAUUUGUUAAAAAGGCAUGUUUUUCUGAAAUAAAGAAAAGUUCAUAAUGAA